AUGUCGGUCCCUGGAGAAAAAUACAUGUUCUUUCAAUACAAUCCCUCGACAGCCGCCGCCGUCGUCUUCGUAGUUCUAUUCGGCAUUUCCACCAUCCUCCACACCUACCAACUAAUCGCCAAGCGAACAUGGUACUUCGUUCCCUUUGUCAUCGGAUGUAUAUUUGAAACCAUAGGCUACAUUGGGCGUCUUCUCGCGUCUCAACAACACUAUGGCGACUGGACCAUCGGACCAUACGUCAUGCAAUCGCUUCUCAUCCUCCUCGCACCGGCCUUCUUCGCCGCAUCCAUCUACAUGGUACUUGGACGGAUCAUCGUGCUCACCGACGGCGAGCAAUAUUCCAUCAUCCGAGCUCGUUGGUUGACCAAGCUCUUCGUUGCCGGGGAUGUCAUUUCCUUCCUCAUGCAAUCCGCUGGUGGUGGUAUGCUCGCCAGUACCAAGACGGCUUCUGGUGUCCAGACCGGUGAGAAUAUCAUCACGGGUGGUCUUGUUGUCCAAGUCCUUUUCUUCGCCUUCUUCAUCGUCACGGCGGGUAUUUUCCAUUAUCGCAUUACUCGAAGACAAGGUGGAGCUUCUGCUUCGGGGAUACCUUGGCAACAAUACUUGAUGAUUCUUUAUGUCGCCAGUACUUUCAUCAUGAUUCGAUCGAUCUUCCGUAUCGUGGAGUAUGCUCAGGGAAAUGAUGGAUAUCUGUUGUCGACUGAGGUAUUCAUCUAUAUAUUUGAUGCUACUCUGAUGUUCUUGGUUGUGGUCAUCUUCAAUCUUCGUCAUCCAAGUGCUAUCAUUCAAGGAAAGAGUCAUAAAUAUGAGACCCCCACUUCCACAGGAAGCAGAGAUGGAGUUACUCUACAUGAUAGAAUUCCUUCAAAGAAACACAGAAGUCAACAAUAUUCUCGAGAAUCCGUCUAG
Messenger RNA from Sclerotinia borealis F-4128, 909 nucleotides. NCBI's taxonomy places the organism in Eukaryota, Fungi, Ascomycota, Leotiomycetes, Helotiales, Sclerotiniaceae. The record is from the annotation of a GenBank genome assembly.